Molecule: messenger RNA, 1764 nt
Organism: Caenorhabditis remanei
Lineage: Eukaryota; Metazoa; Nematoda; Chromadorea; Rhabditida; Rhabditidae
Exons: 12
Coding region: 1-1764 (587 amino acids)
Source: RefSeq, a predicted model, not a curated record
AUGAUGGCUCAAUCAACACUCAACCACAAAUCAACUCAAUGGAAAUACAUCCGUAUCACGGAUAUGUCGGUCGAGAAAAAUGAAGAGGCACCGAAUUCAUUGACCGACUGGGUGGCCCAUAUUCGUGAUGGCUCACUGCUUUAUCCCAGCCAUCGCGUAGUCCCCAAAGACUUCCGGAAGGAGUACGCUUAUGGAUACUUCCUAAUUGAUAUGGACGAUGUGGGCGGUGUUACUUUCUUGGAGAAAUCAUCACGCAACUUCUCGUGGACAGAAGAACAAGUGAAGAAAGUUUCCAAUCUCACUUCCUUCACCGAAAUGAUUUCCUCGGUGUCCCAUGGCAGUUUCAAGAAGAAAAUGUAUCUUCGCGUGGUGCCCUCAAUCAAAAGUGACGAAGAGCCACGCGUCUUCAUUGAUGAGCUUGCUGAAAUGGUCCCAAUCUUGAGGGAACAACAAGGGAAUCCGUUCGAAAAUCCGAUGACUCCACAACUAAACAUCUAUCGAAAACUGGGAUUCGGUGAUCAUAUCCCGGAAAUACUGAGAUUCGGCAGAAGCAACAUCACAACCCACUUCUCGGCAUUGAAAAGAAUUCUCGAGGAGUAUGAUAUCGAUAAGACGUUGUUGACCCUUGUGGACGAUCCGGGAUUCAUUAUUGGAACUGAGAGAUCCAUGAGAAAUGGUGGAUCGUACUACCUUCUGAACAAGUGGAGCAAUCCAGUCAUCAGUCGCUCUCAGGCCACACUGAUGCUAGUUCAGUCCCUCGUUGCCAAUGUUAAUUGGAGAAGAACUCCAUAUUCCUCAAAAGAAGAAGUCGUCAAUGAAAUAUCGGACUUCGCAUUGGUUACUGAGGGGUUCUUCUUCGAUAUGAGUACCGUCCUCAGAAAGAUUGUGGAUAUCAAAAAGAACAAUGGAGGGUUAUAUAAGGGUAUCAAGAAACUCAAUAUCAUAUUCCCAACAAUGCAACCGUACCACAUGGAGGAGAUUGGCAAAUACAAGGAAAUGUGCAAAGAAUACGGGAUUACUGAGAAGGUCCUGGAAAACGACGUCAUCCAUGUCUGGGUUCUUCGAGGAUUGUUGAUGAUCGGAUGCAUUGAAAGUGUUUUCACUGGAGAGUGCUGCCUCUCCUUAUUGAAACCACUUAUUGCGGAUACAGUUCUCGACGCGAUGACGUCUAGAUUCCCAAAUGACUAUCGGGACUUCAUCUGUCACAAUUCCGACAACAACAUUCCUCCUUGCACUGUUCAUUUUAACAGAGAAAACGGUCUUGUCUUAGGUCCACGUUGCCCCAAUUGCAAUAAGACCCGGGUUGAAGUAUUGGUAGCCGAAACUGCAUUCAACACGAAAAACGCCAAAUGUUAUAGCUUGCUUGAAGAAAAAGAAAUUGCUGAAAAAGCUAGAAAUGAGCUGAAAAUAAAAAACUUUAGAAAGCAAGCCAAUCUGAGAUCAUCGCUGCGUGAAUCAAUGAGAAAAGCAACAGUUAUACAAAAGGAGCUGGCUGACUUGGAGCUGUCUUACGGAGGAACUUUGCCAAACGAUGAUUUGAACAAAAUAAUUUCUGAGCUCCAAGUGGAAUACUUCAACCAAAAAGAAACCUUCGACAAAUUAAAGAGUUCUUUGAGCCGGGCUAAAAUGGAAAUGAUGACGCCAUACGAACAAGUACAAUAUGGAAAAGAAUUUGUCAACAUUCAUCUUCGCAGAAUGCAAACUUCCAUUGCUCAAAGCCAGAACGCUAGACAAUCUUCUGCUACUUCGACUUCUACGGCAUGA